UAUGUUGGUACUUUACUCCGGAGAAAGAUGGCGAGUUUGAACGGCGGUGUUGUGAAGGUUUGUUUGCAGAAGUGUAUUUUCUGGUGUUUCUCUGAAGAUUUUACAGUCACCUUUUAUCAACAUUAUCAGUCUGAGAUCUGUGUUUUGUUUAUUGAAGACAAUAUGUAACGAAGGCUUUGAAAGUGUGUUCUGAUAUGUUGGAUGUGGUACUACAUAUUCAAGCCCAUUGUAUUUGGAGAAGCAUGAGGAAUAUUGUCAAGGACUAAAGGGUAUCAGGUUAAUGCACAGUGGCAGAGAGUUUGGUGUUAAAUGCAGUCAAAGCAACAGUAUUCAUAGUAAGGUACACUGUGGUCAAAAACUGUACCAGUGUAGUGGUCAUGACAGUAAUCGAUCAACCAGCAUGAACUAUGUUAAACAAAUUAAUUUAAGCAUUAAAUGUGAUAUGUGUCUCAUGCACAAAUUCUGGUUCCUCCAAAUAUAUUAGAAACAAGUUAUGUAAGUGUCAUGUUUGUGGUUGGAAGUUUACAUUUCAGAGCAGUCUUGUUGUACAUAUGAUGACACAUGUGAGAGAAAAAUGACAUGAAUGUGAAAAUUGUGGUUGUAAGUUAGCUGGAAGACGUAAUCUGUAGGCACACAUGAGAAGUCACAUGGAUGUCAAACCAUAUGAAUGUGAGGAUGGUGGUUACAAGUGUUCUAAAAUGUCUAAUUUGAUUAAACACAUAGGAAUUCACUCUGCAGAUAAAAUAUAUAAAUGUAAGGAAUGUGGUCUUACAUAUCUUGACAAAUCUGAAUUAAUUACACAUGCGAAGGCUUGCUCGACAGAGAAGCCAUUGGGAAGUGAGGAGCAUUGUUAUAAGUUUGUUCCAUCAACUUUAAAUAAAUACGAAAUAAGAAAUCCCACGGGAGAGGUGCCCUAUGAAAGUGAGGAGUGUGGUCACAAGUUUGCUCAAAGAUCUGAUUUAAAUACACAUCUGAGAACUCACACGGGAGAGAAGCCGUUUGAAUGUAAGGAGUGUGGUCACAAGUUUGCUCAAAGAUCUGAUUUAAAUACACAUCUGAGAACUCACACGGGAGAGAAGCCGUUUGAAUGUAAGGAAUGUGGUCACAAGUUUGCUCAAAGAUCUGAUUUAAAUACACAUCUGAGAACUCACACGGGAGAGAAGCCGUUUGAAUGUAAGGAGUGUGGUCACAAGUUUGCUCAAAGAUCUGUUUUAAAGCAGCAUAUAAGAGCUCACACGGGAGAGAAGCCGUUUGAAUGUAAGGAGUGUGGUCACAAGUUUGCUAGAAAAUAUGCUUUGAAGUUACAUAUGAGAACUCACACGGGAGAGAAGCCGUUUGAAUGUGAGGAGUGUGGUCACAGGUUUAGUAUAAAAUCUGUUUUCAAUAUACAUAUGAGAACUCACACAGGAGAGAAGCCGUUUGAAUGUAAGGAGUGUGGUCACAAGUUUGCUAGAAAAGAUAAUUUUAAGUUACAUAUGAGAACUCAUGGGAGAGAAGCCGUUUGAAUGCGAGGAGUGUGGUCACAAGUUUGUUCGAAGAUUUGGUUUAAAGAAGCAUAUAGGAACUCACGGGAGAGAAGCCGUUUGAAUGUAAGGAGUGUUGUCACAAGUUUGUUAAAAAGUCUAUUUUAAAUGCACAUAUGACAAUCCACACUUGAGCGAAGCCAUAUGAAUGUGAGGAGUGUGGUCACAAGUUUUCUCGAACAUGUGAUUUGAAAUCUCACUUGAGAACUCACAAGGGAGAGAAGCCGUAUGAAUGUGAGGCGUGCGGUGACAAGUUUGCUCCAAGAUCAGUUUUAAUACACACAUGGCAUCACGCACAAGAAGAUAUAUGAAUAGAAGAAUAAUUAUCGUAAUUUCGUUCAGAUAUCUGUUAUGAAUACACAGUAUAAUAAUGUUUAUGGGAAAAAAGAUUGUGUGAGAAGCAUUAUAACAAGUGCUUGCAUAUUGAAUCGAAUAUGCCACAAAGAAAUCACACCAAGAUUGAAGUUAAUAACUGACACAAAAUCAUCAUCCACUUGGAACAAUAUAAGUGCUGCAUAAUCUGAAGAAAAUUUAAAAGUUGUUGAUUAUGAUUGUGUGUAUAUUGAUGUUACUGUUUGUACAAUUCUUUGUCAUGAUUGUUUACUCAUCACUAGAAAUCUUUGAAAUUUAGAAAUUUAUUUAUUACUUUAUAUCCAUUCUUCUCAUUGGUUAUUUUUGUUAUAAGUGAAGAAAAUUGGGGUUUCAGGAACUGUAACUGUAAUGCUCAAUAUAACAUAUGAAUGAAA
Molecule: messenger RNA, 2269 nt
Organism: Zootermopsis nevadensis
Lineage: Eukaryota; Metazoa; Arthropoda; Insecta; Blattodea; Termopsidae
Biological process (GO): regulation of DNA-templated transcription
Molecular function (GO): DNA-binding transcription factor activity, RNA polymerase II-specific; RNA polymerase II cis-regulatory region sequence-specific DNA binding
Source: RefSeq, a predicted model, not a curated record